AAAAUACCGUUGGUACACUUUGAGUCAUCAUGCUAGUAAGCUAACAUAACCUAACUUAUUGUUAUCACUCAAAAAUCUAUAUCACAUAUUUCUAUGCACAUUCACAUUCCUCGAUUUCACAUCGUGAUAGCCAUUGUUUUGUUCUGAAUACUCCCUUUUCCGAUUCCCCCAGUCUCAAUACUUUUUUUGCACACCGCCUUCUUACCGACUCACAGUGCUCCUCCUUUUCUCUCUCUAGGAAAUCGGCUGUUAUUUAUUUGUUUGUUUAUGAUCAAAUUGAAGACUUUAACCAACCAACUAUCCCUUACGCUUUUCAAUUCAUAUAAGAGUUUAACAGGAAACUGGAAAAAUAAAGUUAUGGAACCGAACGACACUCGAACUGUGUGCUUGUCAGAAUCGGUGAACGGAGGCGAAGAUGUGUAUAGCAGCAAAGAAUCCGACGUUUCUUCCGCGGAUCAUCUUGUUGUAAUGGUUCACGGUAUUCUUGGAAGUACCGCAGAUUGGAAGUUCGCUGCGGAACAGUUUGUCUUAACACUCCCUGACAAAGUUUUUGUUCACUGUAGUGAACAUAACACGGCUAUGCUAACAUUGGAUGGUGUUGAUGUUAUGGGAGAGAGAUUAGCAAAUGAGGUCCUUGAAGUAAUCAAAGAUAAGCCUGGUUUACGGAAGAUUUCUUUUGUUGCACAUUCUGUUGGAGGACUUGUUGCUAGAUAUACCAUUGGCAGACUUUAUAGUCCUCCAAAAAGAGAAAAAGCAGAUGACUUAUCUACUGAUUCCCUCAAAGAAGGGUCAAGGGGAAGAAUUGCUGGGUUGGUACCCAUGAAUUUUAUCACUGUUGCCACACCUCAUCUUGGAUCAAGGGGAAACAAGCAGGUGCCAUUUCUUUUUGGAGUCACUGCCUUUGAGAAAGUUGCUGGCCAUGUGAUUCAUUUGAUAUUCAGAAGAACCGGGAGGCACCUCUUCUUAAGGGAUGAUGAUGAAGGGAAGCCCCCAUUGCUUAGACGCAUGGUAGAAGAUGAUGGUGAAUUGCAAUUCAUGUCUGCUUUGCGUUCAUUCGAGCGCCGGGUUUCUUAUUCAAAUGUUGCGAAUGAUCAUAUUGUUGGCUGGAGAACAUCAUGCAUAAGACGAAAUAGUGAACUGCCCAAGUGGGAAGAACCCUUGAAUGAGAAGUAUCCACAUGUUGUGUAUGAAGAACGGUGCAAAGCAAGUGAUGGUGAGCAGGGUGAUUCCAUUGUAAGGGAAGAUGAUAGUCAAGACAAGCUGGAAGAGGAAUUGGUGACUUUCUUAUCUCGUGUGUCAUGGGAGAAAGUAGAUGUCAGCUUCCAUAACAGCAAAAUUAAAUAUGCAGCUCAUAGUAUUAUCCAGGUAAAAGCCGAGAGUGUGCAUUCAGAAGGUGCAGACAUUAUACAACAUAUGAUUGAUCACUUUGUUCUCUAAAAGUCUCAAUUCUGAAAUGGAGGCCGUUCCCAGGUAUGUGCAUCAUCAAACAUGGGUGUCCUUUGGGUGCAAGCAAGGAUCAAGAUGCAAUAUCUGACUAUCUGUACAUCUGUCCGUAAGCUACAAAUUAAUGAAGCAGCUUAUGAGAGAUCUAAUGUAUUGCUUAUCAGCUUAUGUGCUGCAGUGUACAGAACACUUCAGUCUAACUAUUAAUCAGUUAUGUACCAGAUGUUACCACAUUGAGUCAGAACAUUUGAAAAGCCCUUGCGAAGCAUACUGUUAAUGUGUUAAGUGGGUCAGUGAAACUCAGUUGUGGGACAAUGCUUGUAAAUUUGUAAUCGAAUGUCCUUUGUUGUCUGUUGAGCAUGUGCUCUUCAAUUUAUGUAGGUACAGAAAUCCAGUAACUCUAGAUGGGAUUUUGGAUGUUUAUAAUUGGACUAAUUUCAGUCCCAGAUCAUAUUAAGCUAAACUCCGACAAUCUAUAAAAUACAUCUUCUUGACGAGUUUAUGUCGGACCCGACUUCAAUAGAUCAGAGUCAAUCAGACCAGUUUAGCAAAUUAUUGUCCAAUAAAAAAAUAUCUUUAG
Messenger RNA from Cuscuta epithymum, 2023 nucleotides. Lineage: Eukaryota; Viridiplantae; Streptophyta; Magnoliopsida; Solanales; Convolvulaceae. The record is from the annotation of a GenBank genome assembly.